Molecule: messenger RNA, 3460 nt
Organism: Pygocentrus nattereri (red-bellied piranha)
Lineage: Eukaryota; Metazoa; Chordata; Actinopteri; Characiformes; Serrasalmidae
Gene: klhl40b
Product: kelch-like family member 40b
Exons: 6
Coding region: 410-2266 (618 amino acids)
Molecular function (GO): protein binding
Source: RefSeq, a predicted model, not a curated record
AGUAGUUACAUGAGUACAGUUGUUACAUAGCUUUACAUUUAAGGUGGGUUUCCAACAGUGACUCUCAGCUUCAGCAGUGGGCGGCUCCCUUAAAACCACUCAUGUCACCUAAAGGGCCUGUGUCCUUAUGACUCAGGGGAAGAAGCUGCAGCCUCAUAGAGGGGGCAAUGUGUCAGCUGUUGCACUGCUCUAGGGUAGGAUUUCACAUGUACCAGUCUAACCUAUAAAUAGUCUGGCCAGUUGGAGUUCAGCUGAAGUGUUGGGACAGCUGAGGAAGUCAACUAAUCCAUUGGGUAGGGUUGAAUGCACCCAGCCUUGGACAAAGGCAGAGGCAUAGUAAGAGUAAGGGCAAGCCCAAAGGACUGUCCAGAACCUUCGGUGAGACAGUCCAAGACUUCGAGGAGCAAAUAUGGCUCUGCCUAUAGAUCCCAUGGAGGAGCCUCGGAUGUACCAGCAGACGUUGCUGCAGGAUGGCCUCUACGACCUGUUGGAAAACGACACCAUGGUGGACUGCAUACUGAAGAUUAAGGACAAGGAGUUCCCCUGCCACAGGCUGGUGCUGGCUGCCUGCAGCUCCUACUUCCGGGCUUUCUUCCAGUCUGGAGUGGAGGAGAGCAAGCAGAAAGAGAUUGUACUAGAAGAUGUUGAACCUGGGGUGAUGGGCAUGAUCCUCAAGUACCUCUACACUUCCAGCAUCAAUGUGACCGAGCAGAACGUGCAAGACAUCUUUGCCCUGGCUAACAUGCUCCAGAUUCCAUCCAUUUUCACUGUCUGUGUCUCCUUCUUGCAGAAGCGCCUGAGCUUGAGCAACUGCCUGGCCAUCUUCCGACUGGGCCUGAUGCUUGAUUGCCCAAGGCUGGCUGUAUCUGCCAGGAACUUCGCUUGUGAACGCUUCCAGCUGAUCUGCAAAGAUGAGGAGUUCCUGCAGCUCAAUCCCAAUGAGCUGGCAGCCAUCAUGGCUUCAGACUUGCUCAACGUGGAGAUGGAGCAGGCCGUGUUUGAGGCCCUGAUCAAGUGGGUGGCCCAUGACCAGGACAAGAGGCUGGACGAGCUUCCGGGUCUGCUGGACUGUGUGCGCUUCCGGCUACUCCCUCAGGACUACUUCUCUCAGAAGGUAGAGACGCAUGAGUGGCUACAAUCUAACCCGGAGAUUGCCAAGAAGCUGGAACUGGUCAAAGACGCCUAUGCCGGGAAGCUUCCGGAAGUCAAGAAGACCAAGAGCAAGAAAAGUGAGAGAAAGGAAAAUGAUGAGGGGAAGAAAGAUGGAGACGAAGAUGAAGAAGAAGAGCAGGAAGAGCUGCUUCCUGGAAUCCUGAAUGAUAACUUGAGGUUUGGUAUGUUCCUCAGAGACUUAAUAUUCAUGGUAAGUGACACUGGGUCCGUGGUUUAUGACCCUGCAGGAAACGACUGCUAUGUGGCGUCGCUGUCGACCCAGAUUCCAAAAAAUCACUGCAGCUUGGUUACCAAGGAGAACCAAAUCUUUGUGGCUGGAGGACUUUUCUUUAAUGAACACAGCAAAGAGGAACAACUGAGCUCAUACUUUUUGCAGUUUGACCCUGCGACUUCAGAUUGGCUGGGCAUGCCCCCUAUGCCCUCCCCACGCUUUCUGUUUGGCAUGGGCGAAGCAGAGAACUCCAUCUUUGUAAUUGGUGGGAAAGAGAUGAAGGAAGGAGAGCGCUCUUUGGAUUCAGUCCUGGUUUAUGACAGACUAUUUUUCAAAUGGGCAGAGUCAGUUCCACUCCCCUACCCAGUAUACGGCCACGGAACAGUGUCUCACAAUGGAGUUGUGUAUGUAAUAGGAGGAAAAGGGGACAGCAAACAGUGUUUGAAGAGAAUGUGCGCCUAUGAUAUAAAGAAGGGUGAAUGGAAGGAUCUGACUCCGAUGAAGAUGGCACGCUCACUAUUUGGCGUAACUGUUCACAAGGACAAGAUAUACGUGGCUGCAGGUGUAACAGAGAGCGGCCUUACCGGAGCCAUAGAAGUUUAUGACAUUGCAACAAACAAGUGGUCUGAUUUUGUGGAAUUCCCUCAGGAGAGAAGCUCCCUCAGUUUGAUCACAGUGGGUAAUGGCAUCUAUGCUGUGGGAGGCUUUGCAAUGAUUCCAAGUGAAGAUGAAGAGGAGCUCACACCCAGAGAGAUGAAUGAUAUAUGGAGGUAUGAUGAAGCGGAGAGGAAGUGGAAUGGCAUUCUGAGAGAAAUUCGCUACGCGUCUGGCGCAACAGUGCUGGGUGUCCGUCUCAACACUCUGAGACUCACUAAAAUGUGAGAAAAAACAGUGCUGAGACCAGCGGAGCACCAGUACUAAGAAACCAAACCAACAUUUUCCAUUUUUCCAUCAAUGUUUGCUGUUUUUAAUUCAGUGAAUGGCCAAUGUUAGAUCACGCAACAGUUGAUCUGUCCUUGCUUCACAAAUGCACUCUUUUGUAGCAACUGUUGAUAGAUUUGACAAGCUUUAAAGAAGUCUGGCAAAAAUCCCGUUCAAUGAGAAGCAAGUUUUUAGAUUUAGGCCCAAUCCCUUUUCACCCCUCGCCCCGCCACUUAGACCAUAGCCCUCUGUUUUGCGUGUUCACAUCUAGGGUUGGUGUCCUGAUUUUUGUUGAGAUAGAUGGGUAUGGUGAAGUUUUAGGGCUACAUGGUCCUCCAAUUGGAAGUUUUUCAGAGGCACACUCAAAACAGAGUGAGGAAAUGACCAAAGAAAUCCACAACAGAGUAACUACUUUCUCCGUUAAAAUAUUACGAUAACCAUUGUACUGUCUUAGUUUAAUGUGGUUUCAAUGUAUUAUGAUCCUCUUCUUCAUAACAAGUAUAAAAAAUGGCUAAUAGUAUGCUAACAUCUCAGUAGCUAGCCAGCUAAAUUUCCUGUUCUCCCUUAAAUAGUCCAGCAGUGCUGAUGCCUGAAGUGCCAGAACGUAACUGCUGCUCAUUUUUAAGGUGGAACAAGAAAAUUCUAACAAGAGGUUGACACUCGAAAACCAGGGGUGGGGGUAAAAAUAAAUGAGAUUGGGCCUUAGUGUCUGCAUAUUUUAAAUUUAAAACUUAUUUCGUAUGUGUGGAUAGAUCAAAUAUAGUUUUGUAAUCAAGCUAACAUUAGCAUGGCAGCAAAUUCAUGCUCUUUCCAUUCUGCCUACUUUCAGUUACCUACAAGAACACAGUCCAUCUCUGUAGUUUAGCAUUAAACUCAGCAUUAGCGACUCUAAACAGACGUUGUGGGGGCCAUAGCAACAGUUGUUACUAAAGAAGAAGUGUGUGGGCUAUGAACAGCGCAAUUCAUUUCACACUCAUUCCAUUACAUGCAAAAUCUCGAUUUCAAAAAAAGAAUGUGAUUUUAACUGUUGGAAUCACAUUUCACAUGUAUGUAAUCCACAUUGUAGUGUUUUGUGAAAUUCCAGCUUAAAGGGCCAAUAAUUAUGGAUAAAACAUAUUUGAUGUAGUAUAUAAAUAUUGUCAAAGUUUCAAAACA